Messenger RNA from Ailuropoda melanoleuca (giant panda), 8958 nucleotides. RefSeq names its product zinc finger BED-type containing 8 (gene ZBED8). Bases 1657 to 3441 code for a protein of 594 amino acids. NCBI's taxonomy places the organism in Eukaryota, Metazoa, Chordata, Mammalia, Carnivora, Ursidae. The transcript is spliced from 2 exons. The record is from RefSeq and is a predicted model, not a curated record.
UUUUAGGAAGAAUUCUAUAAUAUCUGAACUCAUGUCUUAUUUCUGCUUCAUUUUGGAAAACAAAGAUAACACCUGGAACACUAUUCAUUAUGUGAACUUUGAUUUUAUUAUCUCAAUAAUAGCUGCCUUUUAAGUGCUAAAACCAUGUGCUGUAAUUUUUGUAUGUUAUUUCUGCAAAAGAACUUUAUGGAGCAAUGGAUAAUACCCCUAUUUUAAAAUGAGCAUAUGGGCAUACAAAGCUCAUGUAGCUUGCUUAAGUCCUGACAGUUAAAAGUGUUAGGGCCAGGACAUAAAGCCAAGUAUCUCUGACUCUUAAAGCCUACUCCUUUCUCUUGUAUUUAAGACCCUGCUUUCUGGACCAGGAAGACUGGUCUUCUGCAAUUUCUUCUUUUGACAGAAACUGCAAGCAGGCCUCAGUCUACCAGGUUCACCCUCAAUGCCUGAAAAUGAUGCAUCUGUCCCACAUUGUUUGAUACUACCUGGUUCCCCAACCUUGUGGGAUGCUUCUAACAAGACUGACUAUACAAAAAUGAAUAAACUGUUCUUUCAUUAAGUUUGUAACAAUUCUGGAAGGAAAUACCCCCCAAAUACGAAGGAGGUCUAUGUUUGAGUUUCAACGUUUUCUAGUUUCUACAUUGGGAUUUUUCCUCUAAUACAGGUUUAUAACUUUAAGAUCAUGUUAAAACGAAUUUUAAAUAAAACUGAAGCUCUUUUCUCUAAAAUGAAUGAUGAUUCUGAAGAAAUUCAUCCACACGCUCUAAUUUAUGGAAAGAGGUGACCUGCAUGGACAAGAAGAUACAAGCUCUAGAAGCUCGUCUCCACUGUGAGUAUCUUCAUGGAGUAUACAGCCUGUUGCAUUUGCCUCUGUUUAGUUUAGAAGUACAAUGAGCUCCCUUCUCUUUACUCCUUGAUCACACAUAGAAAAUGCUAGUUAUUGGAGUGUUACAAAAUUUAUUUCAGUGCCCUGAACAACUAUCUGGACUUUACCACACCUUCCAUUCCUUAGAUUCUACGAUUCAUCCUUUCUGGCAGACACAAAAAAAAAAAAAAAUCUCCCCGCUCCACGUACACAAAAAAAAAUUUUUUUAGAGAAGGCCAACGCGCAUGCUCCAUACUCGAGCCCUCUGAGGCCUCAGCUGGUGGCUAAUGCGCCUGCGUGCGGGGAGACACCUCGCCCCGUCUGCGGGCGGGAAGCCACACGGAGAACCCGGAUGGAACCCCGGCGCGGCAGGGGUGGAGGUCGCUGUGGACGCUUCUGUCUCCCUGCACUCUGCAGGUUGCUGCUCGGGGACCGGACCUGAGGAGCCGUUUCCCUGACUGGUUCCGGCGCCCAGUGGCUGGACCCCAGCCCGAGCAGAGAGCGAAUUGGAGCCGGAGAGGGGCGCCCGAAAGAAGCCCGAGCAUCCCUUGGGCCUGCGCCCAGGCUCGGAGACGGGCGGGUGGAGACCGAGCGGAGGCUUCUUUCCUCGCCGCCGGCGCCCGUAGCUCACCCGGGCCGCUUCCCAAACGUGCCGUCCUUAAUAAUACACCAACAGGUCCUACCAGUUACGAGCUGCCUGUUCUUUAUAUGCAUGCUUAAUAAUUAAAGCUCCCAACAGCCCUCUAAGCAAAAUUCUGCAGCAUCUCUGGAAUACUACCUGAGAAUUUUGGGGUGCCAUGUCGAAGAAACGCAAAUGGGAUGAUGACUAUGUUCGUUACUGGUUCACCUGUACAACAGAGGUCGAUGGAACUCAGCGCCCACAAUGUGUAUUGUGUAACUCGAUAUUUUCAAAUGCUGACCUCAGACCAUCAAAAUUGUCUGACCAUUUUAACAGACAGCAUGGUGGUGUAGGUGGGCAUGAUCUCAGUAGCCUGAAGCACGUGCCAACACCAUCUGAUCAGAGUGAAACCUUGAAAGCAUUUGGAGUUGCGUCUCACGAGGAUGCCUUAUUACAAGCAUCCUAUCAGUUUGCAUAUUUAUGCGCCAAGGAGAAGAAUCCUCAUACAAUAGCUGAGAAAUUAGUGAAACCUUGUGCAUUGGAAAUAGCACAAAUAGUUCUGGGACCAGAUGCACAAAAGAAGCUUCAACAGGUACCCUUAUCAGAUGAUGUGAUCCAUUCUAGAAUUGAUGAAAUGAGCCAGGAUAUCUUACAGCAAGUUCUAGAAGACAUCAAAGCCACUCCUCUGAAAGUGGGUAUUCAGCUUGCUGAGACAACGGACAUGGGUGACUGCAGUCAGCUAAUGGCAUUUGUACGAUACAUAAAAGAAAGAGAGAUCAUAGAAGAAUUUCUAUUCUGUGAACCAUUGCAAUUAACAAUGAAAGGAAAAGAUGUGUUCAGUCUCUUCAGAGACUUCUUUCUGAAGCAUAAGAUAGCACUUGAUGUAUGUGGCUCUGUUUGCACUGACGGUGCGUCUUCUAUGCUAGGAGAAAAUUCAGAAUUUGUUGCCUGCGUGAAAAAAGAGGCGCCUCAUAUCGUGAUCACACAUUGUUUGUUGAAUCCUCACGAACUUGUCACAAAGACCUUACCUACAAAACUGAGAGAUGCUUUGUUUACUGUGGUGAGGGUAAUAAAUUUCAUCAAAGGACGAGCUCCAAAUCAUCGCCUCUUUCAGGCUUUUUUUGAAGAAAUUGGAAUCGAGUAUAGUGUCCUCCUUUUCCAUACUGAAAUGAGGUGGCUUUCCCGAGGUCAAAUACUUACCCAUAUUUUUGAAAUGUAUGAAGAAAUAAAUCAGUUUCUUCACCACCAAAGCAGUAAUUUAGUUGAUGGCUUUGAAAAUAAAGAGUUUAAAUUUCACUUAGCAUACCUUGCAGAUUUAUUCAAACACCUGAAUGAACUUAGUGCAUCUAUGCAAAGGACUGGCAUGAACACAGUAUCAGCUAGAGAAAAGUUAUCUGCUUUUGUUAGGAAGUUUCCAUUUUGGCUAAAGCGAAUUGAGAAAAGAAAUUUUACCAACUUUCCUUUUCUGGAAGAAAUCAUUGUUUCAGAUCAUGAAGCAGCAAGCAUUGCAGCCGAAAUAACACAGCACCUGCAACAGGUGAGCAACUUCUUCCAUGGAUAUUUCUCUGUUGGAGAUCUUGCUGAGGCAAGUAAAUGGAUACUGGAUCCGUUUCUUUUUAAUCUGGAUUUUGUCGAUGAUGGUUAUUUGAUGAAAACGGAUCUUGCUGAAUUACGAGCUAGUGGCCAAAUCCUAAUGGAAUUUGAGACAAUGAAGCUGGAGGAUUUCUGGUGUGCUCAAUUCACAGUGUUUCCAAGCCUGGCAAAGACAGCUCUAGAAAUCCUUAUACCAUUUGCAACUACAUACCUUUGUGAGUUGGGAUUUUCAUCACUUUUACAUUUUAAAACAAAGUCCAGAAGCUGCUUUAAUAUGAGUGAUGACAUCCGUGUGGCUAUUUCAAAAAAAGUUCCUCGUUUCUCAGACAUCAUUGAACAAAAGCUACAGCUACAGCAGAAGUCACUGUGAGCUGAUACAUUUUUAACGUAUAAGUUUUAGUAUAUUCUUAAUGUCAUUGUAAAAUUAAGCUAUAAUUGUGUCUCUUUUAUAUUUAUGGUAUACCAAAUCCCAAGAAAAAGUUUAGCACAUGUAACUUAAUUUUCACAUGAGGCAUGUGAAAAUACAUUUCGAGAAUAAGAACACAGGCAGCAGAAAAGACUAAGUACCGCCUAGUGGAUACGUAGAGUUCUUCUAAGUAUCUGUUGGACCUGUUGAUGUGAUACAUUAAAAAACACAAGUGCUAGAAUAUCCAGCUAAGUGGUACAAUAGGGUAGGAACGGAGCCCAGAGAAAAGAGAAGAUCUCCCAGAACGUAGAUCUUCAUGUUAAAAGUAAAAGUUGAAGGACAAAAUGAUAGACUGAGUUGCCGCAUCUCUGUGAGCGUUGUUAUGGGGAGGUUAAUGGGAUCAGAAGAGGAUUAUGAAAUGUUACAGUGGGAAAAGGGAUGAUUUUAGUUAUAUAAGAUGUACUUUUAAAUGUAUUCUUUGGAAUUAGUCUUACAGUGUCCAUUCCUCUAGCUCCCAUGCUCUAAAUACCAUGACAUUAAUAAAUGUCCUAAUAUACUAUUAGUCACUCUUUGUCCUUUUUACAGCAGGACUCCAAGUCAUUGAGGCUGCUAAAAGGAGGAUCCCAGAGCCUCACUCUAGAGAUUCUGAUUUAGCGGUCUGGGAUAAGCUCAAGGGCCUUCAUUCUUAACCAGCUUCCAGAUGGUUCUGAUGGAUUCUUUGGGCCUCUGGUCUCAUCUUAUUUUCCCUUUAUCCCAGUUUUCUCACUUAUUUUACAUCUUAAGCUAUGUGUAUUCUCCUAACGUAGUUCAAAACUUUUGAAUGGAUCAAAUAUAAAUAAUAAGUAAAUUGAUGUGAAGUCACUGUAGUAAUUCAGGGCCAUCAAAAAAUUUCCUGUGGGAAUUUAAAUUAAUAUACUUUUUUUGGAUAAUAACUUGGUAAAAUAUAUUUUUAAAUUUUAAUAAAUUUAAAUUUUAAUUUCAAAACUUUAAUGACUUAUCAAAGUAGUAUGCUAAGGGGUGCCUGGGUGGCUCAGUCAUUCGUUAAGCGUCUGCCUUUGGCCCAGGGCGUGAUCCUGGGGUCCUGGGAUCGAGUCCCACAUCAGGCUCCUCCGCUGGGAGCCUGCUUCUUCCUCUCCCACUCCCCCUGCUUGUGUUCCUUCUCUCACUGGCUGCCUCUCUCUGUCAAAUAAAUAAAUAAAAUCUUAAAAAAAAAAAAAAAACAAAGCAAAACAAAGUAGUAUGCUAAAAAGUGAGUCCUAUAAUGAAAAGCCACAGUCCCUUUCCUGCCCAAUUACUUAACCAUUUCUGCUUAACAUUUUGUGGUUCCACCCUUAUCUCUAAGUAAUGUGUUUAUACCAAACACAUAUGCCAGUUUUGUUUUUUGUUUUGUUUUUUGGCUUUUUUAUUAAGUAAACUCAAUCCUCAACAUGGGGCUCGAACUCACAAUCCUGAGACCAAAGGUCGUGUCCUCCACCAACUAAGUCAGCCAGGCGCCCCCACAUAUGCCGGUUCUGAUUUAUCAGCUUUAGAAGUUAUAUACUGACUCCUCUAAAUGAUAGGUAAAAUAUUGAAUUUAUAAAAUGUUCAUCUCUCCUACUAUUCCCAAUUUUUUAUUAUUGUAGCAUUAAUUUUAGUUCUUUGUUGAUUAUUCAUAGCCCUUUGAUUGGGGAUUUUUUCCCCUCUAGGAAUUUACCUCCUGGAAAGAAUCAGGGAUAUCCACAAAGUUUUAUUUUUAAAGCAGGCAUUUACAGCAUUUUUAUAAUAGUGAAAAAUUGGAGAAAAAAGACUGAAGGGGAAUGGAAUCUAACAGGUGCCACCUGAGUACAGCAAAUUGAAGUUUAUAUUUUCUAACAAAACUGAACUUGAUCACCAUCCAUCAGAAUACUUUUAUCAAUGAAUGUAAAUACAUGGCUUUUGUCUAAAAAUGUAGUUACAAAAUAUAAGUCCUAAUUUUUUCUAGUAUAAUCUAACAUCAAAAGCAGUGGGAAGAAUUUCCAAAGCUAAUAUAGGAAUAAAUCUGGAAGAGUAUGUAUACAAAGUUUCGUAUGUGUGUGUAUCUAGACAUAGGAAGGAAGAAGGAUGGGAGCCAUGUAUGCAUGUAUGAAGCAUGGAAACUAACAAUACAAAAAAGCAGGACUAGGAUGCAGUGCCAGGAGCAAAUGACCUUUGAUGGCCAGUCUUUCAUUAAGUCCAUUAGUAUUCUCCCUUAAACUAAAUUCAUUAAUUUCUGCUAUGAAACAAAAACCCAAAGGAUAUUUUAAAGGGGACAGCUGAGUUUUUAAUUCAUUUUCAAAUACUACAACAGUUUAUUUUCCCUGAUCAAAUUAAAGAAGACUGCCAUGUCUGCUAAAAUGAAGAAGAAACUUAGAUUAUUUUUUAGUUUAAUAAAACUUCUCACAGUGGUGCAUUCAUUGGCACUUACAAGUCAUGUGUUGGUUUCUUUUUCUCCCAAGAAAGAGGUAAUUGUCUUAUAUUUUUACGAACAAUUAAGGUCACUGGUCAAUUGCAAAGAAGAAUCAGGAGAAAGACAUAAUCUUUAUGACCAGCAGAUGUCACUCUCUAUGCAUGAUUGGUUGAAAGUAAAUUUAACCACGUAGAUUUCGCCAAAUACCUGAUUUUAAACAUCCCUAGAGAAAGGAACACAACAUCAAAAACUAAUGAAGUACUGUAUAGUGACUAACAUAACAUAAUAAAAAGAAAGAAAGAAAAAGGAUUUGUAGCUCAAAUUAAAAAUGCCCCACGUGAAGGGCGCCUAGAUGGCUCGGUUGGUUGAGUUGUAGCUCUUGAUUUUAGCUUAGGUCAUGACCUCGGGGUCCUGGGAUCCUGCCCCACGUGGGGCUGUGCGCUCGCAGGGAAUCUGCUUGAGAUUUCUCCAUCUCCCCAUUUUUGUGCUAUCUCUCUCAAAUUUUUUUUUUUUUUAAUGCCCCACCUGAGCCUCUGGUGGCUCAAAAUUGGCAAACAGAACUGUGGUGGAGCAUUGGGAAACGACGGUGGGAAAGAGAAAAUAUGAAUAGCUUUUUCUCUAAAACUGACUUGAGCAUGUGGAUCUUUGACAUCUCAACUUCCUAACACCAAAGGCUACUUGAAGUGGGUGGAUAGGUCAGCACAUGCUCUUUUGCUAUUCCAUGACAGCUACUAAGGCUGGCAGAAGUACCAAUGGCAAAGCCAUACCCAGGUAAUGGGUCUUUUCCAGUGAGAGUAAAUUGCUGUCCUUUCCAUGACAGAAGGGAUCUAAUGUAAGUAACCUGCCACUAAGUGCCCAUAUCAGGGCUCAGUAUUGGUCUCUGGUCUCUGCUGUUGGCAGGUCAGCCACUCAGUAGGUCAGUCUUGGUGAGGGGAAGUCCAUGUUGCUGAGCCUGUGUACAAGCCUACAUCCUUGCCAACAUGGCCACUCUCGUACAUGGGCCCACUGAGCAAUCAUUAGGAUGAUGGUUUUCCAGGGCUGACUAAUCGCUAUAAAGUACGUCAUCUUGUCCUGAUCAUUGAGAGCCUCCUCUGUCUUAAUUUAGCUUCAGCAAACCCUUUGAGGAGUCCUCAAGCCAAGGUCAGCUAUCACAAGAGACCCGUAUAUACUUUAAUAUUUCUGCUACUCUCAGUCAUUUGCUGGAAGCAGCCCAUGGGAAGCAUGAAUCAGCACAGGUGUGAUGAAUUUCAGAGUGCAACAGCUGGGGCUCAUGGUUAAUUAUGUUCCCUAUAGUUGCAUGUCUACAAAGUACAUUCUUAGGGAUGUACAGUGUCCUUUGGUGAAUAUUCGCCUGGAGCAUAAUAAUCUUCAAUUCUCUGCCUAUUCUGAGAGGUCCAUCUAUAUGCCGUGCCCCCAGACCUUGUCACUUGUCUUAUAAAUCUGUUCUUCACAAGUCCUGAACAAUCAUCAAGCCAUUAGCAACUGCCCUUGAAUACUAGAGUUUCGAUCCAUAGUACUGGGUAGUGCUCAGUUCAGAUAUUGCAGACAAGCAAUUGUACUGCUCAGAAUUCUCCUUAGGAAGAUUUCCCUUCAUCAGGAUCUUUCAGAGACAUACUGAUUGAGGUUGUAAUGCUGCAGCAGAUUUUGCAGCUCCCAGCUGGCACUAGCCUAUUAGGCAAAAUAAAUGUAAACCAGACCUAAAUUUCUUGCUAGUCAGCUGGUUAUAAGUAACUCCUCAUGCAGCCAAAAUUAAAGACUGGGAAAAGGAAGCCUUGUAACAGGAGUGGGUGUCAAAGGAUUUGAGCCACCUACUCAGGCAACUUGCUUAUGUGUUCUAGACCUGCUUGAUCUCUCCCUUGUAUACCACUUCUACUUGAUGUGGUGCUGCUGUGCACAUUCUAGUUCAUGGCUUGCAGAAUCACUCAGCACCCAGUGCCACAGAGCUGUUUCUAAAAGGAAAAUCAGUUAACUUCAAAAGAGGAUAUGGAUUUGCUCCCAAACUGGCUACUACCUUCGUAUCAGAUCUGAUCUGCAUGUUCUCCGUGAAGUGAACCAGUGUGAUGGACUGUUGUUAGACGUCAAGAUGAUCACGAUCUCUGCAGAUUAUAACAGACAGGAGGUUGAUGUAGCCCUAAGAGAAAACUAUAUGCUUGGAUUCUCCUAUUGGCAUUUGCCAGAGGCUCCAUACAGAAUCCUCAUUUGCCACAUUUAACAUCAUUGGAUCUGCUGGUCUUAAGUUUCAGGUGGCAGAGUAGCUAGCCCUACACUUGCUACAGAGCCUUUUCCACUCCACUCAAAACUAGCAGUGUUAUAGUAAAUGGGUCAGAGUGAUACACUCAAAUGUGGUAUAUGCUGCCUCCAAAAACCAAAAAGACCCACAAGCAUCAAGCCUCUGUUGCAGUGGGAAAUGAUACAAGGUACAGGAGCUUAUAUUUCACCUGGAAAGAACUGCAACAUGCUUCAGACCACUAGUACAUUAGAAAUUUCACCAAGGUGCAUGAGUCCCUGGAUUUAUAAUCUGGGUAUGAUAGCUGGCUUAGGUCUGGAAACUGGAGGAGAGGUUAUGACUCUCUCUGUAGUGACUUUAGUCAGACUUCUAAGCACGAGACCUAGAGUCUUUCCUAUCAUGUUGAUCAAGUUAUAUUUAGUAGACUUCCCAUCUACUUCAUUCCUAGGUCCACUGUACCAACUAGCUACUGUAUUAGGGUUCACCAGAGAAACAGAACCAGAGAUUUAGUAUAAGGAACUGACUCACAUAAUUAUGGAAGCUUAGCAAGUCCAAAAUCUGCAGGCUGUGCCAGUAGGCCAGACAGGCAGGAAAGUAGAUCCAGUCUGAAGACAGUCUGCUAGAGAUUCCCCUCUUGCUUGGGAAGUUUAGUCUUUUUCUUCUAUUCAGACCUUCAACUAAUUGGAUGAGACCCACUCACAUUUUGGAGAGCAAUGUGCUUUACUCAAAAUUCACCAAUUUGAGGGGCGCCUGGGUGGCACAGCGGUUAAGCGUCUGCCUUCAGCUCAGGGCGUGAUCCCAGCGUUAUGGGAUCGAGCCCCACAUCAGGCUCCUCUACUAUGAGCCUGCU